Molecule: messenger RNA, 2142 nt
Organism: Cicer arietinum (chickpea)
Lineage: Eukaryota; Viridiplantae; Streptophyta; Magnoliopsida; Fabales; Fabaceae
Product: UDP-glucuronate 4-epimerase 3
Source: RefSeq, a predicted model, not a curated record
UUUAUUUUCCUUUGUUAUAAUUUUUUAUAUUUUUGGUUCUCUCUAUCACUUUCCUCAUCUCAGAAACAAAUGGAAAGAAACACAACACCAUUUAGCAGCAUUACCCUAUAAUAAUAAUUUCUUAAAGAGAAGAAAGAAACCCUAAUCUCAAAUUUCUGAAGAAACAAAAAUUUGGGGAAACCGAAAGAAUCAACCCAGAAGUUUCAAUCGGCAUCGAAAUUCGAAGAAAUCGAGAAAGAGAAAUCUUGGGUACCAUUCAAAAUCUGAAAUUUUUCUCUCUAUCUUUCUGGGCACUAUACAAUCUAAUCUACCCAUUUUUUCCCUUCAAAAUCCGACAUUUUCCCGAGAAAAUGUCCCAGCUGAAGCAAAUGUCGCACGCUGACAACAGUGCUCCAUCGACGCCGGGAAAGUUCAAGAUGGAAAAAGCUUCCUACUUCAACCGUGUACGGUGGCACGCUUCUCCGGCGAAGCUUAUCCUAUGGUCCUUUGUUUUCUCAGCGGCGAUCUUGAUCUUCUUUUUCCGUUCUCCGGCGACUUCUCCUCUUCCGGCGGACCCAUCUCGCCGUUCCCUGAGAAGUCCCUCCAACUGGGGAGGACCGAUUUGGGAGAAACGUGUCCGUUCCUCUGCUCGGGUCCGGUCCAGAAACGGAUUAUCCGUUCUUGUAACCGGAGCCGCCGGUUUCGUCGGGACACACGUCUCCGCGGCGCUUAAGCGCCGUGGAGACGGUGUUCUGGGAAUUGAUAAUUUCAAUGACUAUUAUGACCCUUCUUUGAAACGUGCACGCCAAGCACUAUUGGAAAGAACUGGUAUUUUUAUUGUUGAAGGUGAUAUCAAUGAUGGUGCUUUAUUGAGGAAGCUUUUUGAAGUUGUUCCUUUUACUCAUGUAAUGCAUUUGGCUGCUCAAGCUGGUGUGAGGUAUGCUAUGGAGAAUCCUGGUUCUUAUGUUCAUAGUAACAUUGCUGGUUUUGUUAAUUUGCUUGAAGUUUGUAAGAGUAUUAAUCCUCAACCUUCAAUUGUUUGGGCUAGUUCUAGUUCUGUUUAUGGAUUGAAUACUAAAGUUCCUUUUUCUGAGAGAGAUAGGACUGAUCAACCUGCUAGUUUGUAUGCUGCUACUAAGAAAGCCGGCGAAGAAAUUGCUCAUACUUAUAAUCAUAUAUAUGGUCUUUCUUUAACUGGUUUAAGGUUUUUCACUGUUUAUGGUCCUUGGGGUAGGCCUGAUAUGGCUUACUUUUUUUUCACUAGAGAUAUUUUGAAGGGGAAAACUAUUCCCAUCUUUGAGGCGCCGAAUCACGGCACCGUUGCUAGGGAUUUUACUUAUAUUGAUGAUAUUGUGAGGGGUUGUUUGGGUGCUUUGGAUACUGCUGAGAAGAGUACUGGUAGUGGUGGGAAGAAGAAGGGGCCGGCGCAGUUGAGGGUUUUCAAUUUAGGGAAUACAUCGCCGGUUCCUGUUAGUGAUCUUGUGAGUAUUUUGGAGAGGCUGUUGAAGACUAAGGCGAAGAGGAAUGUGAUGAAGCUGCCGAGGAACGGGGAUGUGCAGUUUACUCAUGCGAAUAUUAGCUACGCACAGACAGAGCUUGGUUAUAAGCCUGUGACGGAUCUGCAGACCGGUUUGAAGAAAUUUGUAAGGUGGUAUCUGAAUUACUAUUCUGGUGGGAAGAAAGCUGUUGAGUGAUGGGAUUCUUAUUUUUUUUUUUUAAUAGGAUCUUUGAAUUCUUGUUCAUUAAUGAUUCUUGUGAUUGUUCGUUCCCUUAGCAUUUUCUCUGUCCAUGUUGCUCGAUCACCAUGUUUCAUACUUGUCAAAGAUGCUUUAUUAGGGAGGAGCCUUGUUUUUCCUUCACUGAGGAAGUUUUGUUGUUGGUGGAGACAUGAGAUUAUCGCGCCGGGCACCUAUUUUCCAGUGUCGAUGAAAACAAGAUACAAUCAUAUUCUCUUUUAUUCUUUCCUUUUUUCUCCUUCUGAAUGUAAUUGUUGUAGUUUUAGAAAAUGUAGCAUUCAUGACUGAUAGAGCAUAUGCUGAUUGGUGGCAGUGUAUAAUUGUUAAGGACAAAUGAGUAAAAUCAUACAAUAGUUUGAUUUCCAGUUUUCGGACUGAUUGAAUCAAUAAAACAUGUAUUUUAUUUGCCUAUGUAGUUUUUCAGCUA